Molecule: messenger RNA, 418 nt
Organism: Sitophilus oryzae (rice weevil)
Lineage: Eukaryota; Metazoa; Arthropoda; Insecta; Coleoptera; Curculionidae
Product: gamma-aminobutyric acid receptor subunit beta-like
Biological process (GO): chloride transmembrane transport; regulation of membrane potential; nervous system process
Cellular component (GO): neuron projection; membrane; synapse
Molecular function (GO): GABA-A receptor activity; extracellular ligand-gated monoatomic ion channel activity; neurotransmitter receptor activity
Source: RefSeq, a predicted model, not a curated record
UACACCAUGCGAGACAUCCGAUAUAAAUGGAACGAAGGACCAAACUCAGUGGGCGUGUCCAACGAGGUGUCCUUGCCUCAGUUCAAGGUGCUCGGACACCGGCAAAGAGCCAUGGAGAUAUCCCUGACCACCGGAAACUUCUCUCGGCUGGCCUGCGAGAUCCAGUUCGUCCGCUCGAUGGGCUACUACCUGAUCAGAUCUACAUCCACAUCCGGUCUGAUCGUCAUCAUUUCAUGGGUCAGUUUCUGGCUGAACCGAAAUGCCACGCCAGCUAGAGUGGCCCUGGGCGUGACCACUGUGAUGACCAUGAGCACGCUGAUGUCAUCAACGAACGCAGCCUUGCCCAAGAUUUCCUACGUCAAGUCGAUCGACGUGUAUCUGGGCACGUGUUUCGUCAUGGUGUUCGCUAGUUUAUUAG